Grosmannia clavigera kw1407 is the source of this 426-nucleotide messenger RNA. Its product is annotated as helix-turn-helix-domain containing protein type. Lineage: Eukaryota; Fungi; Ascomycota; Sordariomycetes; Ophiostomatales; Ophiostomataceae. The record is from RefSeq and is a predicted model, not a curated record. The transcript is spliced from 2 exons. Bases 1 to 426 code for a protein of 141 amino acids.
AUGCCGGCCAUCACCCUUUAUGAUAUCUCAAUCACGACGUUCCUUAAGUCUCUUAAAACCCUUAACCACAUCCUCGAGAAGGCAGAGAGCCAUGCUAAGGGGUGUGGUAAGGACCCUGAUGCUUAUGCCACAGUCGCUCUGACCGUUGAUAUGAAGCCUCUCAGUUUCCAGGUUCAGGUUGUGUCCAACACUAUCAAGAAGUCAGUCUGGCGAUUGACUGGUAUUGAUCCCGGCAAUUGGCCUGAUGAUGAAUCUACCAUUAUGGGCCUCAAAGCCCGCGUAAAAAAGACGGCGGAGCUCUUACAGAAAAUUGAUCCGAAGUCUUUGGAAGGAAAAGACGAUACUAUGGUAGAGCUACAACGUAUGCAAUUUUACGCUCUCACGGUGUCCCCCUUGGAAAAUCAGACUAUCUUGGGGGAUUCAUGA